AUGUUGUAUACAAAAGAAUUAAUCGACGGUCUCAGAGCUUACGACUUGCCGCAAGUCGUUAUUGAUAACGAAGUUCGUACUUUGAUUGAAAAAAUUGAAUCCAUAGAGGGCUUCAAUCCUACUCAGAAGUUUGACCCGGAAAGACAUAUCUUAUUCAAGGAGGGAGAUUUUCAGAAAACUAAGAUCUUAAAACUACCUGAAUUAGGUAUUACUAAAACCCAUGUUGAUCCUAUUACAGAUGUUGCUGUCACGGAGCCAUUCCCAUUAUUCACUGAAGAGGCCUGCAACAUAAUGAAAUGGGAAGCGUUUCUGAGAAGUACGAUUCAGAAAUACGGUAGAGUACCAAUUAUGGCUAAAAAAAUAACCUCUACUGAUUUUCAAGUUUGUGGAUAUUCUGAACAUGCACCGUUCACAGUCGCUGCUUGGAAGCACCCUAGGGUCCAAGAAAUUAUCAAUAAAUUUGCCGGUGUAGGGUUAAAAAUAAUGUUUGAUUAUGAAAUUGCCCAAAUCAAUGCUUCAUUAGUAGAUAAUAAAAAGCCCAUCGGUAAAGUCAAAGCAGCAAAUCAUAGCCAAGACCCAGAGGAGCUGGGUGCAGUUUUUGACUGGCACUAUGAUUCUAAUUCAAUAACUGUAGUAUUAAUGUUGUCGACUAAUGACAAUAUAGAUGGGGGAAAAACGGGAUUGAAAAAUGGCUCUGAGGAAGUUGUAUUUAUUGGAGAUCCAAAAGUAGGAUAUGCAACACUUUUGCAGGGCCGAGUUGUAAAGCAUGUCGCUUGUAAACCUUUUUCUAAUGACGAAAGAAUCUCAUCUGUUGUCGGUUACAUUCCCGAGUCCUUGGAUGUUCCUGAUACUACAGUAUUGACAACUUUUCGACCAUCAGUUGCACCAAGGUCCAUUCAUAAUGAAUAUUAUCCACAGUGGAUCGAUUAUAGGUUUAAGAGAGUUGAAGAUCGUUUGAAAAGGAAGAGGCAACAAUUGAUGAGUAGAAUGCGAAAUGGUGAGUCUUUUGAACAGAUAGAUGUUGUAGAGUUCUGCAAAGAUAUCUCCGAUUAUUUAAUGAAAAGUUGGAAUGAGUUUGAAUGCAUUCAGGACAGUAAUAAUUAUCCUCCCGCAUUGUUCUCAAUCCCCUACAAAGAUCUUUAA
Molecule: messenger RNA, 1143 nt
Organism: Priceomyces carsonii
Lineage: Eukaryota; Fungi; Ascomycota; Pichiomycetes; Serinales; Debaryomycetaceae
Exons: 1
Coding region: 1-1143 (380 amino acids)
Source: RefSeq, a predicted model, not a curated record